Messenger RNA from Castor canadensis (American beaver), 960 nucleotides. Its product is annotated as olfactory receptor 51G2-like. Gene Ontology annotation, cellular component: plasma membrane. Gene Ontology annotation, biological process: G protein-coupled receptor signaling pathway. Gene Ontology annotation, molecular function: G protein-coupled receptor activity; olfactory receptor activity. The record is from RefSeq and is a predicted model, not a curated record. NCBI's taxonomy places the organism in Eukaryota, Metazoa, Chordata, Mammalia, Rodentia, Castoridae.
AUGGCAGCCUCAAACUCCAGCAAUACCCUGUCCUCCACAUUCUAUCUUACAGGCAUCCCUGGCUAUGAAGAAUUUCACCACUGGAUUUCCAUCCCAUUUUGUGUUCUCUACCUUGUUGGAAUAACAGACAAUUGUAUGAUCCUGCACAUUGUCCGGACAGAUCCUAGGCUCCAUGAGCCCAUGUACUACUUUCUGGCCAUGCUCUCUCUCACUGACAUGGGUAUGUCACUACCCACAAUGAUAUCACUUUUUAGAGUGUUGUGGUCAAUUUCCAGGGAGAUCCAGUUCAGUAUCUGUGUGGUCCAAAUGUUUUUGAUUCACACUUUCUCCUUCACUGAAUCAUCAGUGCUCUUGGCCAUGGCCCUUGACAGGUAUGUGACUAUCUGCCACCCUCUGCAUUAUGCUACCGUUCUCACCCCAAAACUUAUUGCCAAGAUUGGAAUUGUAGCUCUCUUCAGGAGUGCUGUCCUAAUGAUUCCACUGCUGGCACGUGUAGCCUUUUUUCCCUUCUGCCAUUCCCACGUCCUUUCUCACUCCUACUGUCUGCACCAGGACAUGAUCCGCCUUGCCUGUGCUGACAUCAGAUUCAAUGUCGUAUAUGGGUUAGUUCUGAUUACUUUGCUGUGGGGCAUGAACUCUCUGGGCAUUUUAGUAUCUUAUGUUUUCAUCCUUCACUCAGUGUUAAGAAUUGCAUCCCGUCAGGGGAGGCUUAAGGCACUUAACACAUGUGCCUCCCACAUCUGUGCUGUGCUCAUUCUUUAUGUGCCUAUGAUAGGGUUAUCUGUUGUCCAUCGUUUUAGCAAACACUCCUCUCCUCUCAUUCACAUCUUCAUGGCUCAUAUCUACUUAUUGGUUCCACCAGUGCUCAACCCAAUCAUCUACAGUGUGAAGAACAAGCAGAUCUACCAAGGAAUCCUCCAUCUGAUCUCCCCUCACAAAAUCAGUUCCACUGUGAUGUAG